Moesziomyces aphidis is the source of this 759-nucleotide messenger RNA. The record is from the annotation of a GenBank genome assembly. NCBI's taxonomy places the organism in Eukaryota, Fungi, Basidiomycota, Ustilaginomycetes, Ustilaginales, Ustilaginaceae.
AUGUCGCGGUUCAACCGCUCGGGCACGUCUAGCCAUUCGGAGCCCAAUUCGUCGGAGCGGUCUGCGUUCGCGCCCGAAUACGAGCCCGUCCAACUCGGCUCGUCGUCGGUGCUGAAGCCACUUACGCCUCCGAGCGUAUCGAAUCUCACACCGUCAACGUGUCUGGCGAUUGGCGAGUUCAAGGAGCUGCUUCGGCAGUACCGUCAGCUGGAUGAUGGCAUUACGACGCGGCUCAAUCGCAGCUUUGCGCGCUCGCGAGCGCUCGGCCAGAGCUCUUCUCCCUCGCUCCUCUCCUCCUCUACAAACUCGGCCAGCUCGGCAGACCUUGGUACGAGCACGUAUGCGACUCCGCAACCGGCAGCAUGUGCGGCAUUCUGGCGAGAGCUGGUCGACGUGUGGAUCGGACGUGAAGAAGUCGUUCGCUUCUGCAUCAAGGUCGCCGACCAAACUUCAAGUCCUGCCCCCGCAGUUGCAUCAACAGAUCAGAGAUUGAACGCAGACUAUACACCGCCGAGUGGCAAGCAAGACAGGUGGAGUAGGGCAGAGAAUACAGCCGAGACGCUCAAUAGACAGCUGCAUAACGAGCUCAAGGUAGAAAGCAUCAUUCGCGCGCGCAGCCUCGACGCCUUCAAGUCAAGAUGCAAGUUCUUCACCCCAACCCCACCGACUGGUCCCGAGGGUGACCGCGAGCGUGCAAUGUGGCUCGGCAUCCCAACCCCAGCUGCCAGAGCAAGCCAACAAGGCGCCCCACUUCCAUGA